Messenger RNA from Brachypodium distachyon (stiff brome), 1078 nucleotides. Its product is annotated as probable sentrin-specific protease 8. Gene Ontology annotation, biological process: proteolysis. The transcript has 3 exons. The coding region runs from base 77 to 1078 and encodes 333 amino acids. The record is from RefSeq and is a predicted model, not a curated record. Gene Ontology annotation, molecular function: deNEDDylase activity; cysteine-type peptidase activity. NCBI's taxonomy places the organism in Eukaryota, Viridiplantae, Streptophyta, Magnoliopsida, Poales, Poaceae.
CCCGGUUGACUCCGGAAAAGGCGAAGAGGACAUCCCACACCCCAAUUUUAGUGCAAUCUCGAGGUCUCAAAGCAAGAUGACAAUGAAAAACAUGUUAGAUCACAAAUUGGGAUCCAAGAACCGGAAGCGGGGCGCAAGUGGGGGCUGGUCUGAGCAGAAAAUGGCUGUGAGGAGGAAGCUUGGUGCUCCUGGAGGCGGAGGCGUUGGAGGGCCGCCGGAUGUCCCAAAGUGGUUUUCUAUUUGGUCCCAAUUGAAUAAGGACGAUGAAUUCAAAUAUGUGUUGUUAGCAGCUCAGGAGCUCGGUCUGGAGGUCAUCAAGGUCCCACCACCUACGAUGAAAUUCAAAGAUGACAUUAGUAGCAAGUAUGUGGACAAGUCGAGACAGAAAGCACGUUCAGACUCUGAGAGCACCUUGGCUCCUCUUUCUCAGUCUACUCCCACCGCUGCCCCAGCCAGCGUGGUCAUGGGACUUCAGAUGUCUGAUGUGGAAGAUCUACGAGGCCACAAUUUUGUUAGUGACUCAGUGAUAACCUAUUACUUUGAGCAGCUCUCAUCCGCGGACAAGGUAAUCCUCCAGCCGCCGUCCAUCUCUGAGUUGCUUGUCAACACAACUGACCCUAGUGAGUUCUUGGAGCAUCUGUGUCUGGAUAACCGGGUUAUGCUAUUCCCUGUCAACAAUAAUCCUGAAAUCCACCGUGCCGAUGCCGGCACACAUUGGUCAUUACUUGUGUACGAGAACCUCGAUCCAAAUCGUGGGGCCCGUUUCGUCCAUCAUGACAGCACUAUGGGCCAAGUCAAUUCCAGUGCCGCUGAUCGACUUGUCGGUGUACUACGCUCCAUCGUUCCAAAUGCUGCCACAGCUCCGCUCAUGAGAGGUUAUACCCCGGUGCAAGAGAAUGGUUAUGACUGUGCAAUAUACGUCAUGGCAGUUGCAGCAGCUAUUUGUCGAUGGAGCAGAAGAGACAGUGCUGAGGGUGAUUGGAGUGAAGAGGUAACCAGGGAAGUCACCGCCACCAGCGUCCGUCAGCUGAGAGUCAUGAUCGCAGACGCCAUCCAUGCAAUCCUUGGUGGCGAUUAG